Theobroma umbraticum is the source of this 1901-nucleotide messenger RNA. RefSeq names its product Ubiquitin carboxyl-terminal hydrolase family protein. Lineage: Eukaryota; Viridiplantae; Streptophyta; Magnoliopsida; Malvales; Malvaceae. Gene Ontology annotation, molecular function: RNA binding. The record is from RefSeq and is a predicted model, not a curated record.
CUAGCUUAUCUACUUUGCCUAGCUUAUCUACUUUGCACUUUCAUUUGCUUGUCUUCUUACAUGCCCGUGUUUUCCGCUUAGGUAUAUUCGGUUUGCCUGAGCUAAGCCAUUCUCAUGUCAUUUGGUUUCUGAUUUUUGCUUCGAUUUUUCUUUGCCCGAGCAUUGAUUUCCUAUAGCUUCUGAUGGGAUAUUCCUAGUUCAGCAGCUAUCCUGUCUGAGCCAACCACGGUGCUGUCAUCAUGUUUGAUUUUACGCCUGAACGAACUUCAGUUAUUCUUCCUUAGCCUUGACUUCAGCUUACUAGCAUCCUGAUCAAAUUACGCGACCGACCAUGUUGCUCUCUGUCUCUUGCCAGAAAGACAGUUUGCUAAGCUCAAACUUCCUACCAGCGGCAAACCCAUCUUGCUUUCCCCUUAGAAAAGCUAGAAAGAGCUAUCAAACCGUUUGUAAUAAACCCCGAAAUUCAUCUAUUUCAGUUUCGUGUUCUUCUAUCAAAAUCGUUCGUAGUGCUUCACUAGACAAACAUGUAGUAAAACAAAACAAAAUCCGUUUUAUCCAAAAGCUGAAAACUCUGUUGCUUUCCAAACCAAAACACUUCAUUCCGAUACAUAUUCUCUCCAAAUGCCGCUCUUACCUUUCCAUCCACAAGCCUCGUUCCAUCCUCUCCAUGAUCCAUCGUUACCCCACGAUUUUCGAUCUCUUUACUAUCCCCAUGCCGCCUACUCCUCUUAAUGCUACUAAAUCAGGAUACCAACUCUGUGUUCGUUUAACCCCGGCUGCUCAAUCUCUUGCUAUGCAAGAAUUGAACCUUAAGUCAGCUAUGUCGGGUUUCUUGGCAAACAAGUUACAAAAACUCCUCAUGCUUUCCUCCCAUCGACGUAUUCUUUUGUCUAAGCUUGUUCACCUUGGUCCACAUCUUGGUUUAUCUCCUAAUUUCAGGUCCCGUCUUUGUAAUGAUCAUCCAGAUAAGUUUAAGAUUGUAGAUACCUCGUAUGGUAGGGCACUUGAGCUUGUGAGUUGGGACCCUGAGUUGGCUGUUCCGUUAAAGUUUCCUCAAGUGAACCGUGGGUUGAUUGUAGAUAGGCCUUUGAAGUUUAAGCAACUAAGACUUCGGAGAGGGUUGAAUUUAAAGAGACAUCAUCGGGAGUUUUUGAUGAAGUUUAAUGAAUUGCCUGAUGCUUGUCCUUAUAGUACAUCUGCAGAAGACUUUGCAAAGCCAUCCAUUGAGGCUGAGAAGAGAGCUUGUGGGGUGGUGAGAGAGGUGUUGGGGAUGAUGGUUGAGAAGAGGACAUUAAUAGACCACUUGACACAUUUCAGGAAAGAGUUUGGGCUACCAAAUAAGUUGAGGGCAAUGAUUGUGAGGCACCCGGAGUUGUUCUAUGUGAGUUUGAAAGGGUUGAGGGAUUCUGUGUUCUUAGUGGAGGGCUUUGAUGACAAAGGUGUACUUUUAGAAAAAGAUGAAAGCAUGGUGAUACGAGAUCAACUCAUGGCAUUAGUUGCAGAAGGAAAAAGGAUGAGACGUGAAAGGAGGAAGGCUAGCAUUAACAGCGUCAUUGUUGGUGACUAUGACGACAAUGAAAAUGAUGAAGAUGCUUAUUAUGAUGAUGGUUUUGAGGAUUUGUUUGACUCUGAAGAUUCGGACCUGGAUUAUGAUUUUGAUGAUGACAGUAAUGAAAGUAAUGAGUUGUCUGUUAAUGGGGGAAAUGGAGAGUUUUGGACUGCUGAUGUUUCCCUUGCUUCCUAUAAGAAUUCUGGUGAUGAGGGUGGAGAUUCAGAACCUUGACGGUGUAGAUGUAACCAUAAGAUAUCUCAUCCGAGCGCAUCAAGGUUCAUCGUACGGCAGAGAAGCAUUUUGCCAUGAGCCAGCAACACAACAUCAUCAACAUGCUCCACAUUGAAAU